AUGUGAUGAUUACAGGAAGGCCUGGCUGCUGUCCUAAGGCUGCUGGAACAGAAAAGGAGAAAGAUUCUAUCAAGCAAUGGAGAGCAGAAGGCCACAUCGCCGUCUGGCUGCACGUCCCUAUUCUACAAAGCAGAUUUAUCGCUGCUGCUGCGGAGGAAGGCUUUGCCUUCCACCAUGCUGAAUCGGACUCCGCUACACUGACACUGUGGCUAGCAGAAGGACGCAGCAGGCUACCCGGUUAUGCCACUCAUCAGGUAGGAGUUGCAGGUGCUGUAUUAGAUGUCCAAACUGGGAAAGUAUUGGUUGUACAAGACAGAAAUAAAACAACAAAUGCAUGGAAAUUUCCAGGAGGAUUGUCUGAACCAGGUGAAGAUAUUGGGAACACAGCAGUUCGUGAAAUUUUUGAAGAGACAGGCAUAAAAUCAGAAUUCAAGUCCCUUCUAAGUAUACGGCAGCAACACAGACAUCCUGGAGCCUUUGGGAAGUCAGAUAUGUACAUUAUUUGUCGUUUGGAGCCUUCUUCUUUCAACAUCCGUUUCUGCCAGCAGGAGUGCCUGAGGUGUGAAUGGAUGGACCUAGCAGAGCUUGCCAAGUCAAAAGAAGCUACCCCAAUCACCAGCAAUAUAGCUAGACUACUGCUGUAUGGAUAUAGAGAAGGGUUUGAUAAAAUUGAUAUAACUAUGAGAGAAUUCCCUGCUGUGUACACAGGCCUUUUCUAUAAACUGUACCACAGAGAGCUGCCAGAGAAUGAUAGAAACAUGACAAAUUUGUAAUAUAUUUUGAUUUUUUCUUAGUAAUUUAAGAUUACUGGUAGUAAAAUAUGUGUGUGCUUUUCCAGAUUAGUACUCAUGUUUAUUAUACCUUCUAUACCAAUACAUAUUACUUCUCUUAAAAUGGUAAAUAUUUCUCUAACUGUGCACAUUUUAAAUUCUCUUUACAUUUGAUGGUCAAAUCGAAUUUUGUAACCCUAUCCCCAAACCAUCAAAUAGAAAAUGAGGAUAAUACUUCACUGGAAAUAAAUGUCUACUGGUGCUCCAUCCUGCCCCAUUCACAUACACACAUAUUUAUACAUAUGCGUAGAGGCACAAAAAAAUGAAGACUAAAAUAUACACAGCUCUACAUACAUAUUAAUAAUCUGAGAUUAGUCAGCAAAUGCAAUUGAUCCUGGCAAAUACUCGGUCACAUCUUUUUGUCUUGUGAGGAGGGGAAGAUCUACCACUCUCGCAGCAUAUUUUGUAGGCUCAGCCACUGAAAUCAACUCUUGGUAGACAUUGGAAGGAAAAGGAUAGCUUUCUGACCUCGUCCAGUUUUUGGCCCGGGCUUGAACUGACCAGUUCGUUUCAGUGCAACGUACCAAUCGCUAUAUUUACGAGACCGAUAUGUAUUGUAGUUAUUAGAUUCCAAAUGUUCAAAAAAGAAGCAUUCGUCUGUUACGUAUUUCUGAAAAUGAAGGGAAAGUAAAUUAUUGAGUCAGAUGCAGUCAUGAAACAGAACUUCCCCAGUCUAAUCAGAUGUAUUAAAAUGUGGCUGAUGGUUAUAACCAUUUAGCAAAAUGAUGAAGUUUCCAUCAAAUCCAUGUAACUAUUUUAUCUUAAAAGCUCCACUCUUCCAAAAAUAUCUCAAAUAGUACUGGGAUUUAACAAAACAUCUUUCUGUAAAGUAGGUAUCUCAUUUCUGCCUCACUGAUUAGCACCUCUCUUACCGCCUUACAUAAUAGGAAUGGUAAUUACAAGGUUUAACACACGUUAAGAGCUCUUCCUAAAUACGGACAGGUGAAUAGCCCAAAUUGAAAUAAAGUGAGUUUGCAAUCCUAUACACACUUCAGAAUAAGUCCCAUUAAACACAGUAAGACUUACUGCUGAGUAGAUAUGCAUAGGAUUGUGUUGUUAGUCCUACUAAAGUCAACUAACUUCAGUGUGGCAACUAACCUGCCCUGUUUAUUUCAAUUGGACUUAAACAUAAUUAACUGUCUUUGGAUUUGGGCCAAUGAAUUUGCCACAUAUUUUAAUUUAUUUACUAGCAUUACUAGCCCACCCCACUAGUAAUGUAAAGAAUAAUGAUAUAUGGAAUAUCCAUCAAAAUAAAACCCGGCUCCCUCACCAGCUUAGUCCUGGCAAUCAAAAAGUACCCUAGAGAUUAAAAUACUACAGUGAAAGUCCUAUAAUGCUUGAAGACCAAAAGGUGUAAUUCAUGACUGCCUUACAGGUAAAGCUGUGUUUCCCUGUAUCAUCAAAACCUGAGCAUUAUAGGAUUUCUGUACCAUCUGGUUCCAUCUUGAAGUUCUAAUAAAAUUAUGAG
Messenger RNA from Elgaria multicarinata webbii, 2298 nucleotides. It is a transcript of the gene NUDT6, whose product is annotated as nudix hydrolase 6. Bases 6 to 773 code for a protein of 255 amino acids. The record is from RefSeq and is a predicted model, not a curated record. Lineage: Eukaryota; Metazoa; Chordata; Lepidosauria; Squamata; Anguidae. The transcript has 5 exons. Gene Ontology annotation, molecular function: NADH pyrophosphatase activity; NAD binding; ADP-ribose diphosphatase activity.